This is a messenger RNA of Chara braunii, 3415 nucleotides long. The record is from the annotation of a GenBank genome assembly. Lineage: Eukaryota; Viridiplantae; Streptophyta; Charophyceae; Charales; Characeae.
AAUGUAUGAUUGGUGAUGAGAGCAUGCUGAUGUGGCAUUCGGCUGAGGUGGCACUUCAUUACGUUAUAAUGUUUGCCUAACUCAUGAGCGGAUCAGACGUCGAUGAGGAGAGAGUUGACGAUGCCAGACUCACACGUGCUAGAUCACUUAGGAUCCCGCACGUGUUCCAGGCCUUAGAACCAGGAGAAGAAGGACGGCUUCGUGCCGAACGCAGAGCCCGUGCACUAGCAGCAGCUAGGGAAACAGCGAACGCCGCAGCUAGGGAACAGGCUGCAGCAGCAGCUAGGGCAGCAGCCAUGAGUAGCUCAGCAGCAUCCUCUGCGGCUUUGUCUGGGACCAAUGGGACCCAGUUGGGAAUGCCAACAAGGUCCACGGGUACUUUCAGUUCCUUAGGUUCUCGUCAGUCUACAAGUCAAAUGGCGGGCUCGCAGUUCAGCCCGUUGACUCCUCGCGAAAGGGAGCUCAGGAAGCUCCAACAGGUCGAAAGGAUUCGUGAAAGAUUAGAGAGGGAACUGAAACAAGCUACCGAUAGAGAAAGAGAAAUUAAAAAUAGAACAGUCAGGCUUGAUACAUUAGAGGCUGACAAAGCUGAGUCAGAGGGCUUGGAUGACUCUGGAAUGAAUGAGCCCAUGAAAGUGUUGAGGAACAACAUGUUGUCGCUGAUUGCGCACGUGGACAGCAGGUUGGACUUCAUGCAGAACACUUUGGACCAGAUCCUGGACGUUUUGACCAGGCCAGGAUUUACGCCACCAUCACAAUCGCCGUUGCCGUUAUCGGCCAUGUCAGGCCCCUUUCCAGUUCAAGCUGGUACACAACCAAGUGGUACGUCUGCAGCAGUCGCACAGACUGUUGCAUCUUCUUCUUCGGGUCCAGCGGUGGUAGCUACACCACCGCAACAACCUGUUCAACAAUCUGGACAGCCGCAGGGUCAAUGGUAUCCUAAGACCCCAAUGAAACCGCCUCUUGCCUUCUCAGGCGAGAGAAAGGACGAAGAGCUCAACACUUGGUUGAGGUCAGUUCCGGUUUGGGUAAAGGCCAAGAGGACCUUGCAGGAGGACGAAGUGGUUACCGCUGCAUCCUACCUCGAAGGAACAUUCCAACACACUAUGAAUCGGAUCUUCCAUGACCAUUUAGAUAAGUUUGUCGUGGUCUACUUAGACGACAUUAUGAUCUUUAGUAAGUCUACCGACGAGCACGCACAACAUGUUGAGAAGGUACUCUCACUCCUGCGACAGCACAAGUAUCAGGUCAACUUAGAGAAGUGCGAGUUUGGCCGCACUAAGAUACUAUACUUAGGUCAUGAAGUAUCCGCGGAGUGGAUAAGGCCGGAAGAUGCGAAGGUGGCUAGUAUUCGAGACUGGCCACGACCUCGGACAGUCACUGAGGUCAGAUCAUUCUUAGGAAUGUGCGGCUACUAUAGAAACUUCGUAAAGAACUAUUCUACAGUCGCCUCUCCUUUGACUGAUCUAACUCGACUUGACACACCGUGGGACUGGAGUGAUGAGUGCGAGGGUGCUUUCAAGAGAUUGAAGCAUGCACUCAUGAAUCAUGAGGUCCUCAUGGUUCCCGAUCCUCAGAAGCCAUUCAUAGUGACCAUUGACGCAAGCCAAUACGACAUUGGCGCAGUGCUGGCUCAGCACGAUGGGAAAAAGUUGAGACCGAUUGAGUACAUGAGACAGAGUGUCUCCAUGAAUUUCAUGGACACCCUGGUGACUAGUAAGAGUGGCAAGAGGCACAGCUUCGUCAUCAUCGACCAAUUCACCAAGUACGCUAGACUAGUGGCUAUGCCAGAAACCGCAAGAACUGACUACGUCAUCACGUUGUUCAAAGACAACUGGUUGCCUCUCAUCGCCAGCCUGUACAACAAUGCUAUCCAUAGCAGUACCGGCGUUAGUCCUAAUCAGCUGCACUUGGGAUGGAAGCCUAGAUCAGCACUAGACUUCCUCCUACCCGAAAACCGACCCGCUGCAACUCCAGGCACACUAGAGUAUGGUGUGCAGUAUGAUAAGUUGUUGCAAGAGGUUGUCGAGCAUAUGGAGAAAGUUCAGCAAGCAAUGAUUGCUUCUGAGAAUCAACAUCGUAGACAGUCCACAUUUCAGGUAGGGGAACGAGUCUGGGUCAAGGCUAGUGAGUUAGGACAGGAGUUCGAAAUCUCUCGCAAACUAAUGCCUCAGUACUUUGGUCCCUGGGAAGUCCUGGAUAUAGUGCGAGAUGCGAUGGAUGGUCCCACAUAUGUCAUUCGUGUCCCUGGACACCUAUGCACUCACCUUGUCUUUCAUGCCUCAAAGCUUGCACCUUUCGCUGAGACAGAUCAAUUCCCUUCCAGGAGAUCGAUGCUGCCCCCAACCAUGGAUGGUCAAGUCGACAUCGACGACAUUGUGGAUCACAGGGAUAUGCCUGUUCCGAAGCCGCUGGGUCGAGGAAGACCUCCUAGACCCAAGAGAGAGUACCGCAUCAGAUUCAGGCAUCAUAUGGAUCCAAAAGAAGAUCGGUGGUUUACCAGGGAGGAACUGAUUGAGACAGCUCCUCAGGUAGUGGCAGAAUAUGAGAGGCUACUGAAAGGGAAGGCACCUGUGAACUCCCCAAAGUACGAGCAGAUCUCGGCCAAUGCCGUACGCUUCAAGCACCAGCAUAUCCUAACUGAGGAGCAAGUCCUCGUGGCCUUCCAGGCCCUCAAGGACGAAGCAGCUAGUUUUGCUAGGUCUCUUGCGCGUACAGCCGGUUGUGAAAACAACCUGGUUGCAUAUUCCAAGGUCACCCCUCUUUCCCAAUUCCUCAAGCUCCUUAAGGAGCGUUUCGCUGACCCAACGCGAGGCAUUAGAGUCUCUGACAAGCUGCAAACGAUCCUCUCACGACAUUGGAGGAGUGCCAAGGCACUCAAGAGUACCAUGGACGACUUGGUAGCCGUCCCGGACCAUGGGGUCACUGAGCCCCAGUUGGUCCAGUUGUUUUAUCAUGCCAUUCCAGAGGCCCUACGUGGGCAUUUCUUUGACAAGGUUCAGCAGGCCGGCAUCGCUUACGAUGCAUUGAGUAGAGAAGUCGUCCUGUAUGAGUCGAAGUCUAUGCCAGUCACCACUUUCUGGCAUAAGGACCUGGAGAAGGGGAAGAAGUGGAAGGAUCGUACCAUCUCGGGCCAAGUCAAGGCCAAGGAUCACUUGAUCCUGACAUUAGAGGAGGGUGGUACAAAAGAGGUCCCAUAUGAUCAGAUCGAGUGGGGCCUAGGGGAGGAGUACAGUAGUGUAGGGCAGGGGAGGUCUUACGCUGCUGUCGCGGCCGGAGGGAGGCCGCAAGGUAGAGGAGGAGGCCAGGGCUGAAGGGGCCAGGCCAUGGGAGGCCGAGGACCGGGCGCACAGGGGGUUGGCAGACAGGGAAACCGCCAAGCGGGAGGUAGGGGUCAAGGUCCCCCGUUAAAUCG